Messenger RNA from Glarea lozoyensis ATCC 20868, 447 nucleotides. Its product is annotated as Ribosomal protein L5. The coding region runs from base 1 to 447 and encodes 148 amino acids. The record is from RefSeq and is a predicted model, not a curated record. The transcript has a single exon. Lineage: Eukaryota; Fungi; Ascomycota; Leotiomycetes; Helotiales; Helotiaceae.
AUGAAGCUCUUUCUAUCUCUCUCUGUCACAGUACUAUUCUCCAACAUCGCUACAGGACUCGCUAUAAACGACGCCAACCCUCUCGUCGAAGCCAGAGACCCAAAACCAGCAGCGAAAAAAAGCGUACAGGGAUUUGUGCUAAAAGAGCCACAAUCACCAGUGCCAAAUUUGCGAAAGUCCGAAAUGGUCAAAUUUCUGGAUUCCCUUGGGGAGAUUGCCCUUCCUCGCGUCGUUGACUUUAGAGGUAAGCGGAGCAACAACAAUUUCGACGCCCGUGGCAACUUCGAAAUCUCAGCAAAAGACCACCUUGUGAUUCCUGAGAUAGAUUAUGAAGGUUUCGCGCGUAAGAGAGCAGGUGGUGUGCCUGUCAAGACGAAGAAAGUCGACGCUGCAGAAAUUGAGGACUUCAUGCGUCGUUGGGAAACUGAUUUUAAGAAAGAAAAAUGA